Molecule: messenger RNA, 1253 nt
Organism: Dendronephthya gigantea
Lineage: Eukaryota; Metazoa; Cnidaria; Anthozoa; Malacalcyonacea; Nephtheidae
Product: cyclin-H-like
Exons: 1
Coding region: 132-1058 (308 amino acids)
Biological process (GO): regulation of cyclin-dependent protein serine/threonine kinase activity; regulation of transcription by RNA polymerase II
Cellular component (GO): nucleus; transcription factor TFIIK complex
Molecular function (GO): cyclin-dependent protein serine/threonine kinase regulator activity
Source: RefSeq, a predicted model, not a curated record
UUGAAAACAUAUUUAUUUGAACACUGCACAGAAGUAGUAACCUACAUUCCCGCUGCGCCUGAAAUUAGGGAUGAAAAUUUAAAACCCAAGACUGUGGUAUUGAUGCACGUGUGGUAAAGUUUUAGCAAAAAAUGUUCCAUAGCAGUACACACAAGAAACACUGGAUAUUCUCAAGUUUGGAAGAACUCGACCAACUAAGAGAGAAAUGCAUUCACAAUUACGCGACAAAAAACGCAAUUCCUGCAACCAAUGUAGUCACCGUGGACGAGCAUAAAGUUCUAUGCAAAUAUUAUGAAAAAGUAUUGUUUCAUUUAUGUCUGCAGUUUCAACCAUCCUUGCCAUAUUCCGUUAUGUUUACUGCCUUCGUGUACUUCAAGAGAAUCUACUUACAGACCACAGUAAUGGAGAGCUUGGCUGAGGAUAUGAUCUCAGUAUGUCUUUACAUGGCAUGCAAGGUUGAAGAAUAUAAUGUAUCUGUUGAUAAAUUCAUUAUGAUCUAUCCUGAGGUUGACAGAGAGCGAACAGCCAACAUCAUUUUGGGUAACGAGAUGGGGCUAAUGAGAUUGCUUAAUUAUCAAUUAAUUGUUCAUAGCCCCAAACGAGCAUUGGAAGGCUUCUUUAUUGAUAUCAAGACACGCUUCAAACAGCAAGAGAAUUUUGAAAAAUGCAGAGAGAUUUCAAAUGAAUUUCUUAAUGCAGUCUUGUUUUCAGAUGUGGUGUUCUUGUAUACACCCUCUCAGAUUGCGCUCGCUGCUUUGUUUGCGGCAUCUAAAGAAAUUGUCCGUAGUUACAUCACCUCCGUCCUAGCACCUGCAACACAGGGUCAAAAUCUGUUUGAAAAAGUUGAAACAAUAGUUAAACUUAUAAACACAAAGAUAGUUUGUGAAGAUACCCAUGUUGAACAAAUCAAAGCAAAGUUGAGUAAACUACCUGUCCCAGACAAAAACAAAACUAAAAAAAGGAAAAUCGAUAAUGGAGACAAUGAAGGACACAUUAAACGUCAAAAAUCGUCUGAUAGUAUAGAUGAUACUUUAACAAUAGACAUUGAAAAUGAAUAAUUGCUGUGUUGUUGGACUUAAAAAGUUAGUUUCUUCAGUUCUUUUGAGAAUGUUAAAAAAUAUUGUCAAAUAAAGUUUGUACUGAGAGUUAAUAUAAGGUCUCUAUUGGUCUCUAUCAGUUUACAUACAGAGAACAAUUUUUACUGAAUUUUCACCUAUUGCAGUAAUUAUAGCUCCAGUUAUUUAUUGAGUUCA